AUGUUCAAGAAUAUAUUAACAUCGUUGAAACAGACGGUGGCCAAGACUGCUGGUCAGGCACUGCCAGGCACAGGUCCAACCUUGCCAGCAUCAACAAGUCAUAUUAAAUUACAAUCUGCUGCUGCUGCUGCUGCCGCAAACGCUGCCAACAGUGCCAAUAACAAUGGCAAUGGUGGUGUAGGCGGAGGUGGACUGUCAUCAGACUCAAGAUGGAGGGUGCCUAAAGGUCACAACACAGGUAUCAAUGUCAACAAUACAUUGGUGAGGGAGAAGCGAAAGGUACCAUUCAUACUCGAAGGCAGCGAUCGUUCUAUCUCAUGGUACACAUGUGGACCAACAGUAUACGACAGUGCUCACUUGGGUCAUGCAAGAGCAUACGUAUCAGUCGAUAUCAUUCAAAGACUUCUUACAGACUACUUCAAUCUCAAUGUUAAUCAUGUGAUGGGUAUGACAGAUGUCGAUGAUAAGAUUAUAAAGAUGUCACAGCAGAAGAACAUAUCACAUCGCGAUCUGGCAAGAAGUAAAGAACUCGAGUUUGUAAAGGACAUGGAGUCGCUCGACAUCAGACCACCCUUGCUCAUCACUCGUGUCAGUGAGCACAUCACCGACAUUGUAUCAUUCGUCAAGCAGAUCAAGGAUAAUGGCUAUGCCUAUGAGGCCAACGAAACAUCUGGCACAGAGUCCUCGAUCCUUUUUGACACGGGUGCCUUUGGCGAUCGCUAUGGCAAGUUCCAACAGGCCGAAAACAAGAGCGGACAAUCAGAUCAGAACCUGGCCAUCCAGAAGGAUGGCAAACGAAACCACCGUGACUUUGCCCUGUGGAAGGCGUCCAACCCUGCCGAAAAAGAUGGCACAGGUCAGGCAGUCUCAUGGGGAUCACCAUUCGGCAGUGGACGACCUGGCUGGCACAUUGAGUGUUCUUCAAUGAUUCACUCGAUAUUUGGAGAGAAGCUUGAUGUACAUGCUGGUGGCAUUGAUCUUCAAUUCCCUCAUCAUGAGAAUGAGAUUGCUCAAUGCGAGGCUCAUUUCUGCAACAAUCCAGACCCUCAUACCAAUCAGUACAAACAAUGGGUCAACUACUUUAUGCACAUUGGACAUCUCAAUAUCAAGGGAUCCAAGAUGUCCAAGUCACUCAAGAACUUCAUCACCAUCAGAGAAUACCUAGAGACAAACAGUGCCGCAUCAUUCAGGUGGCUCUGCCUUACCAAUCACUACUAUGAACCAAUCAACUAUACACCCUCCAACAAGACAUACUUUGAAUCACUGACUAAGUUCCAGGAUUGGUUCACUCUCGUUGAGAUGGGACUGUCCGAGCCUAUUAACAUCAAUUUACAGCGAACAAAGUAUGCUCAGGCCAAGUCAAUCAUUGACUUGUUCAACUUCUCAAAGAAUGAUGUACAUUUGGCAUUGUGCGACGACUUCAAUACUUCAAAGGCACUCAAGAUCAUGCAGUUGCUAAUAAGGGAGACAAUGCAGACUGACACACAACUGAAGCCAAUGCCUCGAGACAUCCUCUACAACAUCUACGACUACAUCAAGAGGAUGUUCCGCGUGUUUGGCAUGUUGGAGGACGGACAGAUGAAGCUGCGCGUUGAGAAGAAGCCCGAGACGCAGCAACAGGACGAGCGAUUCACCGGUCUGGAGAAGCUGCUGGAGCAAUACCUCGACUUUAGAUGCUCGGUGCGUACAUAUGCCCGUAGCAAGGACGCCCUGGAGCCAGCGAAGCUCCUGGAGCUCUGCGACGAUGAGCGAAUCAACUUGUUGAUCGGUGGCAUAUCUGUACAGGAUGAGAUCGAUGACAGCUAUAGCUACUCGAUCCUGGACCAACAGACUGUUGAGAAGGAGUUGUCUAAGACUCGCAAGAGGUCUCUGCCCAAGGCUGACAUCGAAGUGGACUACGAGCCCAACCCCACAGACACCCAUGAUGGAUUCGACAAGUUAAGCAGAGCAAUCCUUGAUCACAUGACAGAAUCAUCACCAUCCUCCACGACUUCAACUUUAAUUUCCACUUCCUCUUCCACGUCCACACCCAACCCAAACAAUCAAACUCAGAAGCAUGUACCAAAGCAACAACAAACACAUCGAGCACCUGCGACACAGACUCAACAACAAGAGACAACACCUCCAACUCAAACUCCAACUCAAACUCAAUCAUCAAAGCCAAGCUUGGAGCUUUAUGACAAUCUUGGUCAAAAGAUGUUGAAGAAACCAAAGAAGGAAUACCGUGAGGAGGAUUAUUCAGCAUUCGAUCAGUAUGGCGUGCCAACGCAUGAUGCUGAUGGAGAGGUACUGGACGAUCGUGCAAGGGCGGUUCUGCGACUGAUGGUCAUCAAUCACUACACGAUCCUGUUGGCCAAGUACAGGAAGACACUCAACCGCUGGAAGUCACCUCCAUCAUCAAGAAGCAGAAGAAAGGAUAUGCGUCUGGACUUGCGAACAAACAAUACUAAUGAUCAAUCGCCCAACAACAGCAACAACAACGACAACAAAGACGCAUGA
Molecule: messenger RNA, 2499 nt
Organism: Acytostelium subglobosum LB1
Lineage: Eukaryota; Evosea; Eumycetozoa; Acytosteliales; Acytosteliaceae
Exons: 5
Coding region: 1-2499 (832 amino acids)
Biological process (GO): cysteinyl-tRNA aminoacylation
Cellular component (GO): cytoplasm
Molecular function (GO): ATP binding; cysteine-tRNA ligase activity
Source: RefSeq, a predicted model, not a curated record